ACGAAUCGCGGAAAAUGUAACAACCUUUAAAAUGUAAAGUUUCCGUUCGAUCGUCGCGACCACAGCGCUAUACAUACUUAAACGGAGUUGAGCGUGCUUAUACCCCCAAAGUCCACCAAGGACUACGAUACACACCAGACGUUCAAAGGUUAGAUACAGUUUUGAUGACAACGUCAAAUACUUUUGCAAGUUAGUCAAUAAUUGCAGUUUACCCCUAUGCAUACCUGGUCUGCUCUACGUCAGCUAUGGAAAUACAAAGGAAGUAACGUUGCUUCUUAAAAAUACGAAUUUUCGUGUUUUGAGAAAGAUGAUGAAAAUGAAGCAACAGGGUUUGGUAGCGGACCUGCUACCAAACAUCAGGGUGAUGCAGGGAGUGGGUCACUUUAUGUUCAACUACUACAGCGAAGGGAAAAAGUUUCCCCACAGAAUUUACUGCAUCGUGACGCUACUGAUGCUGCUGAUGCAGUACGGCAUGAUGGCCGUGAACCUGAUGAUGGAGAGCGACGACGUCGACGACCUGACGGCCAACACGAUCACGAUGCUCUUCUUCCUCCAUCCGAUCGUGAAGAUGAUCUACUUCCCGGUGCGCAGUAAGAUCUUCUACAAGACCUUGGCCAUCUGGAACAACCCCAACAGUCAUCCUCUGUUCGCCGAGAGCAACGCUCGCUUCCACGCUCUCGCCAUCACCAAGAUGAGGCGGCUGCUCUUCUGCGUAGCCGGAGCGACGAUAUUCUCGGUCAUCUCCUGGACGGGCAUCACCUUCGUCGACGAGUCGGUCAAGAGGAUCGUCGAUCCCGAGACCAACGAGACGACCAUUAUUCCAAUUCCAAGACUGAUGAUACGCACGUUCUACCCGUUUAACGCGAUGAGCGGCGCGGGGCACGUCUUCGCCCUCAUCUACCAGUUCUACUACCUGAUCAUCUCCAUGGCCAUCUCGAAUUCCCUCGACGUGCUGUUCUGCUCGUGGUUGCUCUUCGCCUGCGAGCAGCUCCAGCAUCUCAAAGCGAUCAUGAAGCCGCUCAUGGAGCUCAGCGCGACCCUUGACACCGUCGUUCCCAACAGCGGCGAACUCUUCAAGGCUGGCAGCGCGGACCACUUGAGGGACUCUCAGGGAGUACAGCCCAGCGGCAACGGCGACAACGUCCUCGACGUCGAUCUCCGAGGCAUCUACAGCAACAGACAGGACUUUACGGCCACGUUUAGACCGACCGCCGGGACGACCUUUAACGGAGGCGUCGGACCCAAUGGCCUGACCAAGAAGCAGGAGAUGCUCGUGAGAAGCGCCAUCAAGUACUGGGUCGAGAGGCACAAGCACGUCGUCAGAUUGGUAACGUCGGUCGGUGACGCGUACGGCGUUGCGCUGCUGCUGCACAUGUUGACGACCACCAUUACUCUGACGCUGCUCGCUUACCAAGCCACGAAGGUGAACGGAGUGAACGUCUACGCGGCCACGGUCAUCGGCUACUUGCUCUACACUCUCGGCCAGGUGUUCCUCUUCUGUAUCUUCGGAAACCGACUGAUUGAAGAGAGCUCGUCGGUGAUGGAAGCCGCCUACUCCUGCCACUGGUACGACGGAUCCGAGGAGGCCAAGACCUUCGUGCAAAUUGUGUGUCAACAGUGUCAGAAAGCCAUGUCUAUAUCCGGCGCGAAGUUCUUCACGGUGUCGCUGGAUCUCUUCGCCUCGGUCCUCGGAGCCGUGGUGACAUACUUCAUGGUGUUGGUGCAGCUGAAGUAAAUCCUGGCUGGCUGGCGCAUCUGCAACAUCAGUUUUACAAUUCGCGAUGGGCCGCCUACUACUUGCUGUACAUCCGCAAGCCCGAGCGAACUUUCCAACACACAGCGGCGGUAGCAAUCUUUCGGCAGUACAGCUGAGAUAGAGGGAGUUCGUCGAGGCGAAAGUAAAGCUCGAACUUCGUUAUUUAGAGAUUGCGCGGCUGGCAGAGCCGAACCCACUCUGCUCUGCGUAUACUCGCGUGGAUUCUCUCUCUCUCUCUCUCUCUCUCUCUCUCUCUCUCUCGCUCUCUCUCUCUCUCUCUCUCUCUCUCUCUCUCUCUCUCUCUCUCUGUCUCGGCGAGUUUCGCGAGAUCAUUCCGACGAGCGCUUUUGGCAGCCGAGCGAAUUUCGCGUUGUCCUUGUGCUGCUGCACUCGGCCGAACGAUUCUACAUAUAUCUCUUGAUAUCUCGAAAACACUCGAAUCCCAGCUCCUAUAUGCGUAUAUAGGUUUUAUCGAAGGAAAGGAACAUUGGCGAACGAGAAACAGCUGCGAGAAGAAGCUUUCCAAGAGGAAGCGUACGGCGCGCGCUUAUUAUUCAUUUAAAGGCACAAUACAAAACUAUCAAAGUUCCUUGCUUCAUCAAUUUUUCUAUAAUCCAACAAUUUUCAAACUUUCCAAGGUCUCGCAACAGUCGUUAUUAUUCGUUUAUCGGUAUGAAUUCGUUGCAAGUGUCCUGAAAUUUUCACAGGAUUAUUCUUAUUGUUUCGUUUUUAUUUUGUUUCUGUUCUUUUUCUCGCGGGUUUUACUUUGUUUGUAUACUUGAAACAGUAGACGCAAUCAUAUACUGCAGGGGAAGUAAUACGCUAUAAACAUAAAUAGAUAUACCUGACAUAUAGAUAUCUAUAUAUGCAUCGAUUAAGUGACUUUUUAAUUGUAUAUUGAAAAGAGAUAAUGCAUAUUAUUUGUACAUGAUUUAUCAAUGUUAACUGUUGACAAUACAUAUUAUAACGUACAUUUCAGAGUAGAGUUAAAUAUAAUGUAGAUUAUAUGAUUAUUAACCAGUUCAAAAUUCAAAAGUUUGCAAAAUAAGUUGAACGAAAUAGUCGGAUAAGUCUUUUUCUAUGUCUUUUUAAUUAUUAUCAAUCAACCGAUCGUCGACUGGCCAAAAAAAAAAUAGUUUUCAAUCUUUUUUGUAUUGAUACCGCGCAUCAAAUAUUUUAUUAAAAAUCUAUUGCAGCUUUUCAGUUAAUUUUAUUUAUGCUACAUAAUUAUGUACAAUAUGAUGAUGAAGAAUGGUCUUUUUGAAAUAUACUUAUUAUAUACGAUGCAAAACACUGUAAAUACAACGUUCAAUAUUUUUGGUGGCCUGUUUUUCUUCUGAGGCAUUUUUCAUUGCAAGUAAUUUAAAGUACCAAAGUUUUGCACGUUUAUCCACUCAUAUGUGCGGAAGUGCAGCUGUCGGAGCUAGUCAAUCAAAAAAAAAAAAGGAGAACAUGCUAUUCAUCUCGUAAAUUGAGCUUGUACAUGAAAAAUUGCGCAACUUGUAUAUGUAUAAUACAAUGCGAUUCGAAAUGCUAUAAUUGUAAAAAUAUAAAAUCUUCGUAUAUAUUAACAAAGAUAACAUCGAUUAAUGUAGCUAUUUACGUUAAUAAUACAAAAUAUCUGUGAUCACCACCUAGAACCACCUGUUUGUUUACUGCUAUAUUUAUAAUAACUCACAAUUUUUCUUCUCGUAUAUAGAGCAUAACGAAGCAAAAGUGCCGUCAAGAACCGAAAGAACUUGCGUAUGGCUUGAGGAAUGUUUUUGUAAAGCAAGUAAUGAAAAUAAAAAAACGUGUUUUAUAGUAUCGAAUGGUGUUUCAAGAUUUUCACAACUAAUCUUUUUUCAUUUCGAACAAUAUAAAUAAAGAUUCAAUAUAGUAAAUACGAAUUUAUUUUUACACAUGUGGGUCCCCUCGAAGUAUAAUUUGGGGCUGUAUCAAUUAAACUCAAUAUCAUACGCAAUAAUAUCUUUAAAAUAAUUAGUGUAACGGUUUAAUUUACGAUCUGUAUUUUCAGUACUACGAAGAUGAUUUUCUCUGUAAAAUUAUGUAAACUGUAUUAUAUUUCUUUAAUAAAAUACCACAAAAUACA
Messenger RNA from Nasonia vitripennis (jewel wasp), 3848 nucleotides. It is a transcript of the gene Orco, whose product is annotated as odorant receptor 1. Bases 308 to 1735 code for a protein of 475 amino acids. Gene Ontology annotation, cellular component: plasma membrane. The transcript has 9 exons. The record is from RefSeq and is a predicted model, not a curated record. Gene Ontology annotation, biological process: sensory perception of smell; detection of chemical stimulus involved in sensory perception of smell. Gene Ontology annotation, molecular function: odorant binding; olfactory receptor activity. NCBI's taxonomy places the organism in Eukaryota, Metazoa, Arthropoda, Insecta, Hymenoptera, Pteromalidae.